CCCACCGACGCCCCCGCCCCCGCCUCUGCCUCUGCCGCCGCCGCCUCGGCUCCGCCCAUCCCCCGCUCCUCCUCCAUGUCCUGCCACGGGCCGCGUGCGUCCGGGGGCAAAAAGCUCAAGCGGACCCCCCUGUACCAGAGAUCAAUGAGCUUUGACCCCGGCCUGCUCCACAACAACGGGCACUCCGCCUUCGCCAACGGCACGGGGGGCGGCCUGCGGGAGACGGGCGUGGUGGAGAAGCUGCUGACCUCCUACGGCUUCAUCCAGUGCUCGGAGCGCCAGGCCCGCCUCUUCUUCCACUGCUCCCAGUACAACGGCAACCUGCAGGAGCUCAAGCUCGGAGACGAUGUGGAGUUUGAGGUGUCGGCGGACCGGCGCACGGGCAAGCCCAUCGCGGUGAAGCUGGUGAAGAUCAAGUCGGAGGUGCUGCCGGAGGAGCGCAUCUCGGGGCAGGUGGGGCCUGGGCUGCUCGGCUCUCCCUUUACUGUGCUGCAUGGUUUUAUUCAUCCAGUCGUGUCCGCCAUCCCUACUCACCUGGACGGGAAGUCCGCGCCGGGCCAGGUGCCGACGGGCAGCGUGUGCUACGAGAGGAACGGGGAGGUGUUCUACCUGACGUACACGUCCGAGGAUGUGGAGGGAAACCUGCACCUGGACACGGGCGACAAAGUCAGCUUCUACAUGGAGACAAACAAGCACACCGGUGCGGUCAGCGCCCACAACAUUGUCCUGGUCAAGAAGAAACAGAUGAGAUGCCAAGGAGUGGUCUGUGCUACCAAGGAGGCCUUCGGGUUCAUCGAGAGGGGAGACGUGGUGAAGGAGAUCUUCUUCCACUACAGCGAGUUCAAGGGAGACCUGGAGGCGCUGCAGGCGGGCGACGACGUGGAGUUCACCAUCAAGGAGAGAAACGGCAAGGAGGUAGCCACGGAGGUGCGGCUGCUCCCCCAGGGAACGGUCAUCUUUGAGGACAUCAGCAUUGAGCAGUUCGAGGGCACCGUCGCCAAGGUUAUCCCCAAGGUGCCCAACAAGAACCAGAACGACCCGUUGCCUGGGCGGAUCUGCGCCAGGAUCAAUUUCGCGGAGAAGGAGCUGCUCUUCGGGGAGAAGGACACCAAGUCCAAGGUGACGCUGCUGGAGGGCGACCACGUGCAGUUCAACAUCUCCACCGACCGGCGGGACAAGCUGGAGCGGGCCACCAACAUCGACAUCCUGCCCGACACCUUCCACUUCACCAAGGAGACCCGCGAGAUGGGCGUGAUCGCUGCCAUGCGGGACGGUUUCGGCUUCAUCAAGUGCGUCGACCGGGACGCCCGAAUGUUCUUCCACUUCAGCGAGGUCCUGGAGGAGAGCCAGCUGCACAUCUCUGACGAAGUGGAGUUCACCGUCGUGCCCGACAUGUUGUCGGCCCAGAGGAACCACGCGGUGCGAAUCAAGAAGCUUCCCAAGGGCACGGUGUCCUUCCACACCCAGUCCGAGCAGCGCUUUGUGGGCGUGGUGGAGAAGGAGGCCGUGGCUGCCUCCUGCAGCAAGAGCGCCAGCCCCAGCAAGACGAAGGAGAAGGACGCGGAGGAGGGCGUGAUCGCGUACGAGGACUGCGGCGUGAAGCUGACCGUGGCCUAUCACAGCAAGGACUUGGAGGGCUGCGCUCUGCCGCAAACGGGAGAUAAGGUGGAAUUCUCCAUCAGUGAGGUCAAAAGGACUGGGCAGCAGAGCGCCGUGUCUUUGAAGAUCCUCAACCGCACGGUCAACACCAAGAGGCUGCUGGGAUACAUCGCCACGCUCAAGGACAACUUUGGGUUCAUCGAAACGGCCAAUCACGACCAGGAGAUAUUCUUCCACUACAGUGAGCUGUGUGGGGACCUGGAGAGCCUGGAGCUGGGGGACACUGUGGAGUACACCCUGUCCAAGGGCAAGGGCAACAAGGUCAGCGCAGAGAAGGUCACCAAGGUGGCUGCAGUGAACGGCGUGGGGGAGGACGUGAGCGCCGCCGUGCUCCUGGGGAAGGUGCUGCGCCCCCUGCGCAGUGUGGACCCCUCGCAGACGGAGUACCAGGGGCUGAUCGAGGUCACGGAGGAGGGAAUUCAAAGGCAGAGCUUCCCCUUUGGCAUCGUGGGCAUGGCUAACAAGGCGGACUGCCUGCAGAAGGGGGAGAUGGUGAAGUUCCAGCUGUGCACCGUGGGUACCACGGGACAGAAGAUGGCCUGCAACAUCGUGCCCCAGCGCCGCGCCCUGGUGGAGUGUGUCAAGGACCAGUUUGGGUUCAUCACGUACGAGGUUGGGGAGGGCAAGAAGCUCUUCUUCCACGUGAAGGAGGUGCAGGACGGGCUGGAGCUGCAGGCGGGGGACGAGGUGGAGUUCUCGGUCAUCCUUAACCAGCGCACGGGCAAGUGCAGCGCCUGCAACGUGAGACGAGUCAGCGAGGGACCCAAACCGGUGGCCACCCCGCGGCCCGACCGGCUGGUGAACCGGCUGAAGAGCAUCACGCUGGACGACGCCAGCGCCCCCCGCCUGGUCAUCCUGAGGCAGCCGCGCGGGCCCGACAGCUCCAAGGGUUUUAAUGUGGAACGGAAAAUCCGCCAAGCUGGUGUCAUCGACUGAACCGCCGUCCGUGCCCCCCCCCCACGUGGUUAAUUUGGGGGGGGGGGGGUUGGGAGGGGGGGGUUUGAGAAGUUCAGCCCUGAGAUGUGAUUGACGGGGGGGGGCGGGGGUGGGUACGGGGGAAGCUGCAUUGUCGCUGGAGAUCUGCAUGCGCAGCCCCUCCCCCCUACCUGUUCUUGUCCCCGCCCCUUUAACAGGUCCCUCUUAUUCCAUUGGUCCUCUGCUCUCCAUGUGGGUGUGGUCUCUUGGAUACCAGCCGGGCUGGGCACUGCAGUGUUACGAGGAAGAGGGGGGAGCCUCUCUCCUCCGCCUGCGUGCGUCCGUGAGCGAGUGUGUCUGCGACGGAGAGAGUGAGCGAGUGAGCGGACGAAAGGAGAUGUGGCGAGUAGAGGAAACGGUUUGGAGGGCACUGUGACCUCGCAGAACGAGGAUGAAACUAUGCCGCAGCCUCUGUCUGAGUCCCCAUCUCGUCCGGAACUGGAAAAGGUUGUUUUUUUGGCGAGAGUAUGGAAUUCUGCACCCACAUUAUACGUGUGGUUGUGUGUGUGUGUGUGUGCGUGCGUGUGUGUGUGUUUUGUUUUUGUUUUUUUUCCCUAUUUCUUUAUUUUUUUCUGCAUCCUCUUCACCUCACGCAAGAGAAUGGGGAUUCGUUUAUUUGAUUUAUUGUUUUACUAUUUUUUUCAAAUGUAAUGGGUGUUUUCUAAUAAAUAAAUGAAACAAAUGCUUAGCUGUGGAGAGGAAACGGA
Messenger RNA from Anguilla rostrata (American eel), 3341 nucleotides. It is a transcript of the gene csde1, whose product is annotated as cold shock domain containing E1, RNA-binding. The record is from RefSeq and is a predicted model, not a curated record. Bases 76 to 2595 code for a protein of 839 amino acids. Gene Ontology annotation, molecular function: nucleic acid binding. The transcript is spliced from 19 exons. NCBI's taxonomy places the organism in Eukaryota, Metazoa, Chordata, Actinopteri, Anguilliformes, Anguillidae.